GGAGGAAGGGGGGGCAGUCUUGACCCGCCCCCUUUUCAUUCCCAUGGAUCCUAUUACGGGAGACUCCGGCUCGGAGACAUCUGCUGCGCUCCAACAACAGAGCGCGUCCCUCUCGGUGCCGUGGACCCCAACUCCUCCUCCUCCUCCUCCUCCUGGUCCUCUGUCUAACUCCGCACUUGUUUUUGACCCGGCGCGGUGACCAUGCGGAUCCGCUCUGUCCUCCAGGUUUCCCGGCGGUAGCUGUCCGAGAGGCGUCGUCCCGGAGCCAAAGAGCGGCGCGUUUCUUUUUUGUGCGUCCGCCGUCCGCGCUGCUGACUGCGGCUUCACCUUCCGCACUUGUGGGGUCACCUCAAUCACCCCCAUGACUGAUUGAGUCGGACCUUUUUUCAUUUCGCUUUCGACUGUUUUGCUGUUGUUUUUGGAAGCAUGGAGUCUGUGGAGAAGGAGUGCGGAGCGCUGGGUGGAUUAUUCCAGGCCAUCGUCAACGACAUGAAGAGCUCGUAUCCUGUGUGGGAAGACUUCAGUGCCAAGGCCACGAAGCUGCACUCUCAGCUCAGGACCACCAUACUGGCAGCUGUGGCAUUUUUAGAUGCCUUUCAAAAGGUGGCAGACCUGGCAACCAACUCAAGAGGUGCCACCAGGGACAUCGGCUCGGCGCUGACACGGAUGUGCAUGAGGCACCGCAGCAUCGAGACCAAAUUACGCCACUUUACCAACGUUCUCAUGGAAGGACUGGUGACACCGCUUCAAGACAAAAUAGAGGAGUGGAAGAAGACAGCUAAUCAGCUGGAUAAAGACCACGCCAAAGAAUACAAGCGAUCUCGCCAGGAAAUCAAAAGAAAAUCAUUAGACACCAUUAAACUUCAGAAAAAAGCCAGAAAAGGUCGGGGAAACCUGCGCCCCCAGCUGGACAGUGCCAUGCAGGACGUCAGCGACUUGUACUUGCUGAUGGAGGAGACGGAGAAGCAGGCAGUACGCAGGGCACUUCUGGAGGAGAGAGGGCGCUAUUGCUCCUUUAUCACCUUGCUGCAGCCGGUGGUGAAUGUAGAGAUUGCCAUGCUGGGGGAGAUCACACACUUGCAGGCCAUUGUUGAUGACCUCACCGUGUUGACAGAAGAUCCUCACAAGCUGCCGCCUGCCAGUGAGCAGGUGAUCCGAGACCUGAAAGGCUCCGACUUCAGCUGGUCCUACCAGACGCCUCCCUCAUCGCCGAGCAGCGCCAGCUCCAGGAAGAGCAGCAUGUGCAGUCUUCUGCAGAUGCCCUCUGCUGGCGCGCACCGACUCAGCAGUGUCUCCUCCCACGACUCAGGUUUCGUCUCCCAGGAUGCCAACACUCACUCCAAGCCUCCAUCACCGAUGCCCUCGGACAUCACCAGCCAGAAAUCGAGCAGCUCGGCCUCAUCUGAGGCUUCAGAAACGUGCCAGUCUCUCAGCGAGUGCAACUCUCCCACAGCGUUUGGCUCAUGCUCAUCCUUCGGCACCUUCCGCCCUGCUUUCUCUCACUCUGGCAACAUCAGGCCUCUCUCUGUCAUACUUCCCGCGUCCCCCACAUUUAACCACUCCCCUGGAUCCAACACCCCCUCACCCACAUCAAAGGGUCCCAAUUGGAAGGACUGGGCCAAAACAAGCCCCUGCGAUCCGUCCUUGGCCGGCACGCUGCAGCGGAGGAGGGAGUCUCUGGACAAGAUGAGAGAGCUGGAGCCGCCACCCAGUCCUCAGGGAUAUUCAGGAAUGCAACCCGAUGGCACUCACAGAGCCAGAUUUGGGCCGGGGACGCUGGUCGCCAAGCAUGGCGAGCCGCUCUCUCCAGCAGCCAGCACUCUCGCUAUGGUUCUGACCCGAGGCUUGAGCAUGGAGCAGCAGAAGAGCAGCAGAGACUCUCUGCAGUACUCCAGUGGCUACAGCACGCAGACCAACACCCCAUCCUGCUCCGAGGACACUAUCCCCUCACAAGGUUCUGAUUAUGAGUGCUACUCUCUCAACGGAGACACUGACAGCGACCCUCAUGCAGAUUUCGAUAAGUCCUCUACCAUCCCGCGCCACAGUAACAUCGCUCAGAGCUAUAGGCGGAUGAUCCAGACCAAGAGGCCAGCCAGCACGGCUGGCCUGCCAGCAGGGAAGGCUCACCCGGGAACUACAAACGGUUCUGGAGGCAGCAGCCCUGGACCCAUCACUUCAGGGACCGCCACCAUUCGCAGGACGCCAUCCUCCAAAACAGGCGUCAGGAGGACACCUUCAACAUCUGGCCCUAUCCCUAUCCGCCCUCCUAUUGUUCCAGUGAAGACCCCAACGGUGCCUGAUUCUCCAGGAUACGGAAGCCCUUCACAGUAUAGACUGGGGAGCGAGGAGUUUCUCUACGGCGAUGACCCUUCUGCUAAUGACUACGUGGUGGCUUCUCCUAAGAGAAAGAGCCUCCCCGAGACAACGUGGGGAGGAAAUGGAGGUGGUGUCUACACCCAGCAGGACCCUCAUCACGGUGCUGAAGAGGACCCGCUGCUGGCUGCUAACCGCCACAGUUUGGUGGAGAAGAUAGGGGAGUUGGCCGCCAGCGCUCACGCUCUGGGUGAAGGUCAGUUCCCCUUUCCAAGCUCAGAUCCGCAGGAUCAAUGUGGGCUGUCUUCGGCCACCCACGAGGGAGUAGAUAUGCUGGUGUCGAUACGCCGGGGGGUGAAGCUUCGCCCAACAGUGACUGAUGACAGGUCCGGCCCCCGGAUCCUGCGGUAGCUUUUGAAGCAGCAGCAUUUUUUUUUAAACAUACAAACUGAAGAUUUGUAGUGAAAUGAAAAAGCACUCGUGUGAUACAUGGAGUAAGGCACAAGCAGGAUGUGAAUGAAGGCCAGUCAUCAACGUAGGGAGUGAUUGUGGACGCGUCAUGUAUGUACAAAGUAUUCAUAUUUUAUUUCUGUUCAAAUCUUUUUGUUUGUUUUUUUCUGUUUGUGAGCUAUGUGGCACCCCCUCUUCCUGUUGCCCCCCACAGUGAACAAACCUUCUCUAUAGGGAUCCGACGCUGUCAUUGCUCUUAUCAUAAUUAAUAUUAUUGUUAUAAUAUUGUGUAAUACUGAAUUAAGUGGAAGUGAUGGGUGGAGUGCUCUGUCUGCUUCUGUAUGCUGGGUUUCUCAUCAUUAUUGUACAUGUUACCGUGUUACUGUUUCGUUUGAUAAGCACCUGGGAAAGUCAUGUACCAUAGGAGCAACAUGGCUGUAAUGUGCCCUCACUAUAUUCUGCAAUUAAACAAACUUUUGACUGUAAUAGCUCUGAAGUUGUUUCCAAAAAAAUUGAAUAUUGUGCUGCAUAUGUUUAGAAUAGCUGAGUGAGUGUCAGUUUGUUUAACCUUUCUGACAUAAUACUCUAUAUAUUUCUCACACAGUGAGGCCGAGGUAGCUUUAUUUACCUCUGAAUUGAACUGUUUUCUAC
Synchiropus splendidus (mandarinfish) is the source of this 3414-nucleotide messenger RNA. It is a transcript of the gene mtss1la, whose product is annotated as MTSS I-BAR domain containing 2a. The coding region runs from base 427 to 2724 and encodes 765 amino acids. Gene Ontology annotation, biological process: plasma membrane organization; cell projection assembly. The record is from RefSeq and is a predicted model, not a curated record. NCBI's taxonomy places the organism in Eukaryota, Metazoa, Chordata, Actinopteri, Syngnathiformes, Callionymidae. Gene Ontology annotation, cellular component: cytoplasmic side of plasma membrane; actin cytoskeleton. Gene Ontology annotation, molecular function: phospholipid binding; actin binding. The transcript has 15 exons.